Molecule: messenger RNA, 5382 nt
Organism: Python bivittatus (Burmese python)
Lineage: Eukaryota; Metazoa; Chordata; Lepidosauria; Squamata; Pythonidae
Source: RefSeq, a predicted model, not a curated record
GCUAAGAGUUGGACUGGUUUGGCUUUUAAUUUCUGGACCAGCUUCUUUUCUGGGUGUUUCUCCAGCUGUUCUGCAAGAGAGACACAUUUCGUGACAAUGGAGGCCUGACAUUUGGACCUUGGAGUUAUCAUUAGAAGUAUGGAACUUAUUGAGCAUUGCCAACAUGGUUGCUCUAGACCCGUUCCAAAUGGAUACGGAACUAAGAACUUCCAAACCAACCCGAAGGAAAGAUGCACUGAGCAGAAGUAUCCUAACCCAGGUGCCAUCGCUGACACUGGCAAAGAGGAUGUGGGCAAGAAUAAGAAGAAGCCCAGGGGCAGUUGGAUUUGGAAUUUUGUCAGCCGCAAGAAAGGAUCCGCCAUGAAUACCAAAAGACCCCAAUCCAUGAUACUCUUUGGAGAUAACAUGGAGAUCUUGGAGCAAAACCGUAAGAUGUCUUUCAUGGAAAGGGUGAGAUCCUAUAAAAAGCUACGAUCGUCUGGCAUAUCCAGAAAUACAUCCAAAGCGAAGGCUAUUAUCAUCUCGGUGGAAACUCAGGAAGAUCUUGAACAAAAAGCCCUCCAUAGGAUUAAGAAGCUUAGUGACAGCCAACGGCCUUACCGCCACUCCUAUGCUGGCUUCAUUGAGGAUUUGGACUCUUCAUUUGAGGAUAUUGAACUGAAUAGCUGUGUGCUGGAUAUUGAGUCCAGGGAAAGCAAAUGGCACAGGGGGGUGGAGCUGGGAGUCAGUAGUGGCGAUGCUGAUAGUUAUUGUUACAAAGUGUUGGCUCAGAAAAAUGCGGCCCUUGAGUUUGAAAAAACUCCAGAAUCUAGGGAUGCGGAAGGAGACCCUCAAAGAAGAGAUGCUUCAGUAGCUCCUGAGAAUAAGAAAGGAAGAAGUUCUGAGGUCUGGGGGUAUCUAAAAGGGGUUUCAGUGGCAGGCAAGGACUGUUCAAAGUUGGAAAACCCCACUGCAGAACCUGGUUUUCAGAGUUUAAAAAACGCAACGGAGAAUCCCCCUCCUUACCUUGCCUUUGCUGCAAGAGGCAAAGAGAACGUUGGCCAGACUAAAAGGCCAGGCCAUGUGGGGAAGGGAAGCCAUUUCGGUGGCGUCCUUAAGUUUUUUAACAGCGUGGCUGGGGCCGCUAGGAAAUGGCGGGGAUCUUCCAAAACGUUUUCUCAGGACGACCCACAGCAAAACUCCAGUUUUCCACGGCAAAGGCUAGAGCGAUCUCAUCGAAAGCAGCCUUUGAUCAUUGUCAAUGAUAAUGCCAGCAGUUUCUCAUUAACUGGACUGUCAUCUGAUUCUGGGAUGUGGGAUCACCAUAGUUUGAAAGCCUCAGCUGGACAAGACCCCCCCCAAGAAAAUGCGAAUGCUGAGACUUCCCAUGAAGCCUUGCAGGAGCAUAGCAUUGAAACCCCCUUUUCACCUCCUAGGAGAAGUAUGGCAUCUUGCCCCUACACAGAAUUUCCAAGUGAUUGUACAGUUCUCAGUGGACAUGGCUUAGAUAUGGAACUGCUACAGAAGCAGAAGGUUCUUCUUAACAAAGUAAGGGAUGAGGACCCAGGUUCUGCUCCAGUAGCUCCCUGGAUUUUGCCUUCCUGGGACCAGGAGAAUACCCGGUACCCUGUUUCAGCAGAUUCCCAAAGCUUGGAUAUGGAGGAGUUAAAAUCUCACGAUCUCCCUAAGGCUGAGAUGGACAUUGCAGGCCUGGAGCAGGAUUCUUCUUUGAACUGUGAAGAAUGGUGUGACAGUGAAAUGGAUAUAAAAGUUGUGUGUACCACUGCAGAGAAUUUAAACACUGUAACAAGUGUAGCAGAGACUCCAGAUCUGGGGGAGAGAUUAAUAGAUAACCAGAUGCCCAAGAGGGGUCUGGGAGAGGACCAUCACCUUGCCAACAUGCGAGCAGAUAAUCAGAGGCGUGCAAGGACCCUACCAAAUGCUAGCAUUUCAGCAGUUUCCUCCAUAGAUACUCGGACCAUUAAUACUGUUCUGUCAGAUACUCGGAGUUUAGAAAGCAUUUUGGAGGAUGUUCACAGCCCCUGUACGCCUUUAGCUUGCUCAUGCCAUAGUCAGCAAGUCCUAGAUCAAGACAAUACUUCAAUCAAAGUGAAUGGGAACACCUUUCUGCUGCGGCAGCCAUGGAAGCCUUGCGGACCCGAACAUUUGAAGUGCAGGAACGUUUAUUACCCCAUCCAAAUGAGCUUAUGCACAAUUGUCUCCUUCAAUGAGUUAAACAGUGGAAAGCCACGAUCUCACCCUCUCUGCCCAUCUCCAACGUCUCCUCCUCCAUACAAACUUCUUUUGGACAGAUGUCACUCUCUUCCGCUUUCUAAGAGCACCCCGAUGGGAUUGGAUCAGCUGGGGUGGAAACAGAAGCUUUUGAUCAGCUCAGGCACUGAUCAAGAUCUGGGUUCAAAAACUCUGGAGAUGCGUCGGGACACGAAGAACGGCCGAAGGAGAUGGAAACCUCUCCAGCCCGGAGGAGAACAACUGCUACUCAAUAAACUGAUCAGUGGCGGUUCGAUUGUCAGUGCUGAGGCAGUAUGGGAUCACGUCACCAUGGCCAACCGGGAGUUGGCGUUUAAAGCGGGAGACGUGAUCAAGGUCCUCGAUGCCUCCAACAAGGACUGGUGGUGGGGACAGAUCGAUGAUGAAGAGGGCUGGUUUCCCGCCAGCUUUGUAAGGCUCUGGGUCAACCAAGAAGAUGGCGUCGAAGAAGGCACGAGUGAAGUACAGAAUGGACACCUGGAUCCAAAUGCUGCUGACUGCCUGUGUCUCGGGAGAACCCUCCAGAACCGAGACCAGAUGAGAGCCAAUGUCAUUAACGAAAUCAUGAGUACGGAGCGCCACUAUAUCAAACAUCUGAAGGACAUUUGUGAGGGUUAUUUAAAGCAGUGUCGGAAGAGAAGAGAUAUGUUCAGUGAUGAGCAGCUGAAGAUCAUAUUUGGCAACAUUGAAGACAUCUACAGGUUUCAGAUGGGCUUUGUAAGGGACUUGGAGAAGCAGUACAACAACGAGGACCCUCAUCUCAGUGAAAUAGGACCGUGUUUUCUAGAGCAUCAAGAUGGAUUCUGGAUCUACUCCGAGUACUGUAAUAACCACUUGGAUGCAUGCAUGGAGCUUUCCAAACUAAUGAAAGACGGCAGGUACCAGCACUUCUUCGAAGCUUGCCGUCUCUUGCAGCAGAUGAUCGAUAUUGCCAUAGAUGGUUUCCUGUUGACCCCUGUCCAGAAGAUCUGCAAAUAUCCUCUGCAGCUUGCAGAACUGCUCAAGUACACUGCACAGGAUCACAGUGACUACCGGUAUGUGGCCGCUGCCCUUGCUGUCAUGAGGAACGUGACCCAGCAGAUCAACGAGCGGAAAAGGAGGCUGGAAAACAUAGACAAGAUCGCUCAGUGGCAGGCUUCUGUCCUGGAUUGGGAGGGGGAGGACAUUUUGGAUCGCAGCUCUGAGUUGAUCUACACGGGGGAGAUGUCGUGGAUAUAUCAGCCUUACGGACGAAGCCAGCAGCGUGUCUUCUUCCUCUUUGAUCACCAGAUGGUUCUUUGCAAAAAGGAUCUGAUAAGAAGAGACAUCUUGUACUACAAAGGACGGAUUGAUAUGGACCGCUAUGAGGUUUUGGAUAUUGAAGAUGGAAGGGAUGAUGACUUCAAUGUGAGCAUGAAGAAUGCUUUCAAACUACAUAAUAAGGAGACUGAGGAAAUGCACUUAUUUUUUGCUAAGAAGCUGGAAGAGAAAUUGCGGUGGCUCAGAGCUUUCCGGGAGGAGCGAAAGAUGGUACAAGAAGAUGAGAAGAUAGGCUUUGAAAUUUCUGAGAAUCAGAAACGACAAGCAGCCAUGACCGUAAGAAAAGUCAGUAAGCAGAAAGGCGUCGGCUACUCCCGAUCUGUUCCUCCAGCAUACCCACCGCCCCAGGAUCCACUCAAUCAGGGACAAUAUUUGGUAACCGAUGGCAUAGCCCAACCGCAGGUCUAUGAGUUCACCGAACCCAAACGCAGCCAGUCACCGUUCUGGCAAAACUUCAGCAGAGAGCGAAAGUGAAACAUCCAUUAUUUUUAUGAGAAGAUGCUUCCUAAAAAUUCAACACUAGGGGAAAAACAAGGAAACCACCAUCGUCACAUCCUUAGUUACAUCAUAACUCAAGACUAAUGUGGUCUGACAAGAACCACUUGUUGGACUGGCAGCUUUCUAAAAUUGGGGAGGGGGGAGUAAAGGAAAAUGAAGGGGGAAGGGCUCUACUGACUCUUUGGCAAGGUAAGACAGAUGCUGGCAUUUGUUCCUGAGCAAGAAAGUGCGUCCGCUUCCCUCCCCGACUCGUCCAGGAACAAACCUCCUUCCCAUCCAAGGUGCUACGAGGACCGAAGCAAACUUCAUCCAAACCCCAGCGGUGGGUGGAGCACAGCUGCCCCGCGACCCGGUAUUCUGGACCAGGAGACCUGUUGGGAACCUGAAGCGUCUUGUUUCCUUGAAGGCCUACAUCUGAUUGGACUUGGGGAGGGGACGCCAAAGGGGAGAGAGAACUGGGCAUGUUGGUGGAACAUGGACUUCAGGUUUCUUUGCCAAACCGAGAGGAAGCUGGCAUGGAGUCACGCGAUGCCAGGAGGCGUCCAUCGAAGAAGGACGUUGGUUGUACAUGGGACUCCUCUAGCAGAAAGGAAGAAUCUCAACACUUUAUAUGCAGAGGCAGGGAUUUCACCCUCUGUCUGUAGACUGACGAAACGUUUCCCCUUGAAUGCAGAUACAAAGGAUUUUCUUUUCAAGAUUUCUGCUUCCCCAUCCUCUUUGAAAAUUUAAGGAAAACAAAAACAAAGCAAGAAUCAAUCUAGGUGCAUCUAACAGUUGUAAAUAGACAAUAACUAGAGGAAAAACAAAGAGAAAAGCAUAUAUUUGAAAUCUGUUUCAGUUUUUGGCUGGACAAUAGCUGUCCUUUUCAGUGUUAUUGAUAGUACACUUGUGAUCCUUUUGGGUUCUGAUUUUGUUCUCUUUACGCUUACCUUUUCAUUGCAGCUACAUUUCAGGGAACAUGUAUAUUUAGUAGCUAUCGUAAGUUCUGCAUGGCACCACCGGGCUAUUUUUUUCCUGGAGAAGAUAGGAAUGAGCUUGUUGGAGCAUAAUUGCACUUGGAAUGGAGGAACAUAUGCCAGGGAAUGCAAGCAGGGGAGGGAAGGAAAAUCUUAAUUUGGGGCUGGAUACUAAGUUUUCUGCAGGGGGAGGCUGUACCGGUCUGAGCAAGUAAGCAAAGGAUUUGGGUAACCCAGCUAAUUCUCAGUUGCCAGUUCUAUUCUUUCCUUUUUAUUGGAUUGUUUGACUCUGUCAAACAAAUGUCGGAGUUGUGUGUAUUAAAAAAAAAAAAAUCAAAACAGUGUUUUAAAAAAAAGUGUUGUAAAGACACUGAGCCUU